Molecule: messenger RNA, 4724 nt
Organism: Pocillopora meandrina
Lineage: Eukaryota; Metazoa; Cnidaria; Anthozoa; Scleractinia; Pocilloporidae
Source: the annotation of a GenBank genome assembly
GUUUAUUGAGACAACGUGGACCAACGUAGGUGAGUUCGAGCGUUCAAUAUACGUUGCAACUAAGAAGAAAAGACAUACAAAUUCAUCUCCAGCCAACCAGAUCAAGGAAUUUUAGCUCAGAUUUAAUCACAAAAUUUCAAAGCGAUUAAUAUGACGAUGAUCCAACUUGAGAUGUAAGAUGGCAGAGAUCUUCGAUUAUAUUUAUCUGCAUUAUAUAUCUAAUAUAUUGUGGGGAUAAGACCAACUACAAGAGAGAAGCAAACUUAACUCUCUGCUCAAACUCAAAUGGAAUUUAGGCGACACUCAACUCAAGCUCUAACUUUAUCGUCCAUGUCUUUCAAACGUUAUGUUAAGGCAGUUGCAGAAGGUUAGAUAAGAAGACGAAAAUACAACGCAUACGUUAAUUAUCAGUGAAGCAUAAAACUUCCCUUUUAGCAAAACAGGAAGUCAAGUACUUUGUAUCACAACAAGAUCAAAAUGCAUGGUUUGUGUCAUGAAAACUUUUAACGUAUACUUCGUUCGGGAGAUGUCUUCUAUCUUGCGAUUUAUAGCUUUAAUUGACGCAAUCAAAUUUUCAGCGUCAUGCAUACUUUCACCGUUCCAAAGUGCUGCAUUGUAAUUACAGGUCGGAUUGUAAACAAACUCUCUGGCGAACAGAAAUAUUUUUUCAUAAAUUCGAAUUUGAUUAAUAUAAACUGAUAGAUUUAGAUACUUAUGUGAUUCAUAGGCUAAGCUAGCGGUUAGAACUGAAAAUCUGUCAGGACUGUUGAAUAUGAAAUGGUCCAACAGUCUGCCUAAACACCGCUACAAAAGUAUGCAGAUCGAAUUUUGUUUGAUCGACCAAAAUAUUUUGUCGGGUCGGUUUUCUUUGGCUAAGUUCAGCGAUCAAACCCAAAUAACUUUGAACUAAAUGGCGUCUGAACACAGUAUUUUAGAAGCUUGUUCAACAUUUAUCAAUAGGAGUUUCAAAUUCUGUAAUUAAAACUCAAUUUAAAAUUAUAAAAAUUAAACGAACUUGAUACGGAGGCGAUGCUGACGAGACAUUAGCGGCGUCUAAACAUAUACCAUCGGCAUUGAACUUCCUUUUCAGCAAUUCAGGAUUUAACAAAAUAACCAAAGAAAACAAAACAGGAAGCACUUUACAGGCCAUUUCAUUGAUUUUCUAGCAAUGACGUAAACCCAUUAUGACUACAGCUUUCCUCUCUAUUGAUCAGACUUUCGAGCGGAAACUGCCAAAAAAUUUUGUCAACGCUCGCUUGAUGAUAUGAAACAAGCUAAAUUUCAGGUUUUGUGAGAGGAGGGAUGAGUAGUUAGUGCUGUUGUAGAAUUUCAUAGUUAGCUCCUUUUGGGGAAUCAUGUCAUUAAAAGCAAGUCAGGCAUCAGUAUUGUUAAGUUAGUCGUGUUGGUAUUAGGUUGCAGAAACAUUCAAUACUGUGGUUGCAAUAGAUUUAGAUACUUAUGUGAUUUAUAGGCUAAGCUAGCGGAUAGCACCGAAAAUCUGUUAGAACUUUUGAAUGAAAUGGUCCAACAGUCUGCCUAAACACCGCUACAAAAGUACGCAGAUCGAAUUUUGUUUGAUCGACCAAAAUAUUUUGUCGGGUCAGUUUUCUUUGGUUAAGUUCAGCGAUCAAACCCAAAUAAUUUUGAACUAAAUGGCGUCUGAAAACAAUAUUUUUAGAAGUUUGUUCAACAUUUAAAAAUCAAUUAAAUCAAUCAAUUAAAAAUAAUAAAAAUUAAACGAACUUGAUACGGAGGCGAUGCUGACGUGACAUUAGCGUCCAAACAUUUACCACCAGCAUUUAACUUCCUUUUCAGCAAUUCAGGAUUUAAUAAAAAGGGAAAUGAUGAUUUAACUAGAAUAUUUCUCUCGGUUGAUAUCUCGUUGAGUUCUCAUUGCAGUCGCCGUCCUGAUGUUACAUAAGGUCUGUUAUUGUGUCACGGAAAAAAAGAACCAGCAUGUUCCCUUCUUUCAGUGACUGAAGAGGUUACUUGCUAACUACCUAGCUGUAGGUAGACACCUCUCUUUCCAGUCGGAUUGAUAAUCGAGACUUUCGUCGUUACGGUUUACAAAACAGAGUCAAAGUGUUUUAGGUAAGUCUUGCCCAUAAUACUAACUGAAAUGCCUUGAACGUUAGAAUUACACGAACGCCUGUCCACAGACUCUUUCAGUGGCAAACCUCUCAAAAUUUAAUUAUAAUGGGAGGGGAAUAAUUGAAAAGAAGAAACUAUUAGCUAAUUAGUUGGUUUGUUAAGGACACUAGCUAGAAGGCCAGCAAAUUCUUGUAAUUUUUAUACCGAAACUUUUGUAUUUUAACGUAGUUUGUAUUGGUUUAUUUAUAUUGUUUAUUGUCAUUUUAAUCUCGUUAUUGGCGUUAAGCCCAGUUUUUUACACGCGAUUUCUGAUUACGCAUUCGCAACAUUUCAUUAGAUUGAUAGAACUUCGCAUGCUAAAUUAAUAUUACAUACACAGUAUUACAUACCCAGAUCACUGGUCUACCCUCUCCAAAAUUGUAUCCUUCUUCUCGCGCGUCAGGCCACUUGGCCCGAAGUAAGGUGAUCUUUCGGCCAAUACCAAUAUCGAGCCCAGGGUCAUUUUGGUUCUUUCUGUUAGCAGUAUGGUCGCCAAAUUAUUUCAAUUGGGAAUUUUUUUUUCUCGCAAAAAAGAUAUAGCGUCACCUUCUGAAGUUAUUAUGAUAAAGAUGAGGGAUGAAAACAUAGGUGAACGAAGUAAACGUGUUAAUUCUUCACCGUAUUUUCAUAGAGGGCGAAUAUCUUGUAUCCUGAUCACUAGUAAAAUGAUCAUGUGAAAUCAGGGAAAUAUCUCAUUGCAGAAGAAAAAUGAUUCGAUCGACCCGUAUUUCCCUAAAUGAAACACAAACUAGACACGUUUUUUGUGUGUUUGCUGUAUUUUGGUCACCUAGGUUUGCCCAUGUGGCUUUUAUCUUUGUUUUAGCUCUGGAUGCAGCUGAAGAAAAAGUUCUGUUAUUUAGCUUGCAAGCCCCCUGUUUAUGUUUUCCAAUAAAGGCAACAUUGAAUUAACCUAGAGCUUGUCAGCGGUAUUCCAUGACGAAUUGCAAUUGCAUCAAAAGCCAAAAAAACGCGAAGGUUUCUUGGGUUGUUUCUCUAUAUAACCCAAACAUAAAAGCUUUUUUAAUUCCUAAUGAAUGCCUUAUGAAUAAAUGUUUUCUUUCAAAAGCUGAUAUAAGUGAUGACCACUUCGAAGGACGAUUUAGAAGAAAAUCUUGAAUGUUCAAUUUGCCUCGAAAAGUUUACGGAGCCAAAAGUGUUGACCUGUCAACACAUCUUCUGCAAACAAUGCCUGGAGGGACUGGUGACUCGAGUCCGCAAACGAUACAUUAUCAGGUGUCCCGUAUGCAGAGAAAAAAGUCAGGUAUGAAACCAGAAAUUAUUUAGGGAAACGGACCUUUAAUGGCCAAUUGACAUUGUAUCGUAUUGCAUAACAAAAAGCCAGGAAAUCAGGUCCAUAUUGUGCAACAAUAUUAAUAUGCAAAACUUUAAAAUUGAACAAUCCCUUUUAGGCACUGCACACCAAGAAACUAUAAAAUGACGAUCCGAAUAAAUAAGGGGGGGGGGGUUAGUUUCAUUGAGGCCUCCGUCAAUAUGUGGGUGGUAUUGGGAUGCCUCAUCUUCUUCUCCAAGAUAAUUUCAAAAUGAUUAUGGCCCUCCUUUGUGGUUUGAAACAUUUUUCCUUUACUGUUUGCGCACGAUAGUUAAUGCAUACUCUGAAAUCAGUAGUUGUCUACUUUCUGCAGUAAGUUUAUUUAAGAGAGUUUGACUACGUAUCUCAUUUUAAUAACGUGCAAUGGGUCUCGACAAGACGUUCCACAAAUUUUUAUCGAAUAUUUACAAAGCUAUUGCACACAACAAGGUCUAAACGAAAUCCUCAAGGGGCUUGCAGAAGAGCACACAAUUCGCCUUUCAGCCUCUUAACAACAAAAUAUUAUAUUCUCUUUUCCUUUCCAUUCACUGAAAUGUCCAUAAUUAGUCUUGCUUCCUUUUCUCUUCAGGUACUCAAUGGCGAUGUCGCAAACCUUCCGUCCAACUACAUCAUAAAUCGUCUGCUGGAUCUCAGACGCACAAAUUCCAAGCCCUUUUGUAACAAACACGAGGACGAAAUCCUCAAGCUCUUUUGCCUGAAUUGCCAACAGUUGAUUUGUCGAGACUGCGCUUUAAUUGAUCAUCGCGAUCACAAGUACAACUUUGCUGAAGAUGUAUUUCCCGCUGAGAGAGAAAAGAUAGUAAAUGCCAUGCUGGAAUCAAAAGAAAAAGUCCUUGCUUUACAAGGAUCUAUGGGUGCUUUUGAGGAGCAGAAAAAGAGUCUGGAUCAAAACGCGCGAGAGGUCGACCAGAAAAUUGACGACUUCUUUAAUGAAGUAAUUCAGUUCCUAAAAGGAGAAAAGCAACGCAUGAAGGAUGAACUUAAAGGAGCAGUAAAGACCCAGAAGGAAAAAAUUCAUGCAGAGUUGAGUUAUUUCGAAGCUUCACUCGAGUAUGCAAGCAGUAGACUUGAGGUUAUAGAACACCUCCUGGCUAAAGUAAGCGACGAAGAUGCCCUAUUGGCAAAGAACGAUAUGCUAAAACAACUCAGUGAUAUUAACUGUGUUUUGCCCCAUUUAAAGCCAACCCCUCAGACGAUAUAUGACUUUGGGGCCGAUGACAUGUUGGAUGUGAUUAAUAAAAUGGAAGCUAUUUCUUUGCAUUAA